This is a messenger RNA of Neogale vison (American mink), 738 nucleotides long. RefSeq names its product C-type lectin domain containing 19A (gene CLEC19A). Bases 66 to 629 code for a protein of 187 amino acids. NCBI's taxonomy places the organism in Eukaryota, Metazoa, Chordata, Mammalia, Carnivora, Mustelidae. Gene Ontology annotation, molecular function: signaling receptor activity. The record is from RefSeq and is a predicted model, not a curated record. The transcript is spliced from 5 exons.
AGCACUCCAGUGAAAGGGCCUCUCUCCUCCACGCAGGCCUGAAGGUGGCUUCCUCGGGCCUCAGGAUGCAAAGGUGGGGGUUGUGGGCCAUGGCGGCCUCCUUGACCCUCCUCUUUGCACAGGCCUUUCCGCAGACGGACAUCAGUAUCAGCCCAGCCAUGCCUGAGCUGCCCCAGGCUUCCCUGUGCCCACUGUUCUGGAUGGAGUUCAAAGGCCACUGCUAUAGAUUUUUCCCUCUCAAUAAGACUUGGGCCGAGGCUGACUUCUACUGCUCUGAGUUCUCCAUUGGGAGGAAGUCUGCCAAACUGGCUUCCAUCCACAGCUGGGAAGAGAAUGUCUUUGUGUAUGACCUUGUGAACAGCUGUGUGCCCGGGAUCCCAGCUGACAUCUGGACAGGGCUUCAUGAUCACAGACAGGAAGGGCAGUUUGAAUGGACCGACGGCUCCUCCUAUGACUACAGCUACUGGGACGGGAGCCAGCCGGAUGGUGGCCUGCACACGGACCCAGAAGAGGAGGAUUGCGUGCAGAUAUGGUACCGGCCCACCAGCGCUCUGAGGUCAUGGAAUGAUAACACCUGCAACCACGAGUUCCCCUUUGUCUGCAAGAUCGCGUCUCUGACCAUUCACUGAUCCGGUUUUGUCCCCUCCCAGGGAGCCCAACUCCAGGACCGUCUUAUAGCUGUACUGAAUGUAGAUCCAAUACUCAAUAAAUGUGAAACACAGGGGAGAUAAAGCUCCC